UACAAUCCUCAUCGGUAUAUAGACGUCAGAUUUUGUCUUGACAUCUCAUCUUGCGCGAGAAAACUGAUUGUGUACAACAUACUUAAACUUUCUGUUUUAAGAGGGCGCCGAUCGCAAUGUUGACCAUUGUUGGACUUUUUUGCGUAGCACUCGUGGCGUUUGUUGGUGGCGCCACUGUGCCCGAGCAGGCGCAUACGACCCCGGGCCCCCACAUGUGCAUUUGCACCAUGGAAUACAUGCCGGUGUGCGGAGUCGACGGUAAAACCUACCCAAACAUGUGUUCCAUGAAAUGCGAGGGUGUAGCUGAAUACCACAAAGGUAUCUGCGGCCUACCGGUGUGCGCCUGUCCCCGGAUAUACCAGCCCGUAUGCGGCCAGGACGGACAGACGUACGGAAACUCGUGUGAGCUCAGAUGCGCCGGCGUUGCGUUCUUCCAAGAGGGCCCCUGUACCGGGACCGCGCAGACUCUCAUACCCCCGGGCGUGGGCAAGCGACAGGCGGUGAUCCCCUGUAUCUGUACCUUCAUCUACCAGCCCGUGUGCGGGUCUAACGGACAGACAUUCGGCAACGAGUGCACGCUACGCUGCGACGCAAGGGAGAACCCAGAGCUAUCAAAACUCCACGAAGGUCCUUGCAGUGGCACUGAACUCGUGACUUUUAGUCCGGAUUUCUAGACAGCUAUGACUACAUGCGGAACAAAUUCAUGGGUCCAUAGACUGUUGUUAAAUGUUAUUGAUUGAACAUAAUUUUAUUACCGUUCAUCAUUAUAAGAAAUAUUCCGUUAUUAAUACUGUUUUACAUAAACAAACAAGAACUUAUUUAUCCAGUUUUAGGUUUUUACGGAAAACGGAAUGAUUAUGCUCGUUGUGUAUUAAAAUGGUGUACUUAGAUAAUCGAGCUUAUCAGUUAAGAGACAAAGCAUUUACGCUUGUUUAAUGUAGGUAAACAUAUUUACUUCAAUUGUUAAAACAGAAAUAAAAGGACGCAACUCUUGA
Messenger RNA from Dreissena polymorpha, 995 nucleotides. Its product is annotated as serine protease inhibitor dipetalogastin-like. Gene Ontology annotation, molecular function: protein binding. The record is from RefSeq and is a predicted model, not a curated record. The coding region runs from base 117 to 674 and encodes 185 amino acids. NCBI's taxonomy places the organism in Eukaryota, Metazoa, Mollusca, Bivalvia, Myida, Dreissenidae. The transcript has 5 exons.